Messenger RNA from Mesocestoides corti, 879 nucleotides. The record is from the annotation of a GenBank genome assembly. NCBI's taxonomy places the organism in Eukaryota, Metazoa, Platyhelminthes, Cestoda, Cyclophyllidea, Mesocestoididae.
AUGGCACAUCAUUUUGGCCCGCCUCCCACUCUAACAGUUUAUACCAGGGACAGAAAAAAUAAGUAUGUCAUUCCUUCUGUGUUUGCACAGCCAGGCGAAGAACUGUUUCGUGGUCGCCGACAAAUUCACGUUCCUAAAUUCGCCAAAACGGUCACUACAGCUGUGGACACAAGUGAACUUGAAAGUCGGUAUCCUUCGUUCAAGAUGCCCUCAUCAGUGAGGCUGGCCAUACUUAACCUGGUUUGUGAGCUACGUGACGACCCAAAAAUUUACUUUAAUAGCCAAGAAAUCGCCAGCCUCCUGCAAAUGUACUAUGCUAUCACCAACUACAAGGUGAGGGUGAUGACGCAAGCUGAAUUUGAGGACUUUCUUGUUGGCACUCUGGGUAUAACAAAUCCCUUGUCGAUAGCUGGUUUCAAGAGAGCCACCAUUCUGCUUCGUAAUAAAAACAGACGACCUGAUAAACGAGGUAUUCCGGCCGAUAACUUUAUCCACAUGCUGUCAUUCUACUUGCGGGGAAGCAUCGUGGAUAAGGCUGAACUGGCUUUCAAAGUCAUCGAUAUAGACCAGGAUGGAUUGCUGAGGAGACCGGUGGAAUUCCAGCACUUCCUUCAGGGCUCAUUUGACCCCGAGAUCGCCGCUACGCAUGCAGAAAUCGACCCUGAACAGCCAGUGAGAGAAACAAUUCAGUAUCUUGUAAGCAAAACUCGCGCCUCUUCAGAAAAUGGCCUUGAUUUAAAGGCGUUUACGAAUUUAAUAGUCAAAGAGCCUUGGUUAAUCAACUGUCUUGUGCCCAUCUCUUGUCCUGAAUUAGAUAAUAUUGCCUUCCAAAGUCUCUUUACAAUGAAACUUCCAGCAUCGCUGCAUGAACGAACAUGA